Molecule: messenger RNA, 1863 nt
Organism: Zymoseptoria tritici IPO323
Lineage: Eukaryota; Fungi; Ascomycota; Dothideomycetes; Mycosphaerellales; Mycosphaerellaceae
Exons: 3
Coding region: 22-1863 (613 amino acids)
Biological process (GO): fatty acid metabolic process
Molecular function (GO): NAD+ binding; oxidoreductase activity, acting on the CH-OH group of donors, NAD or NADP as acceptor
Source: RefSeq, a predicted model, not a curated record
GCAUAAGCUUGAAGCAGAACAAUGUCGACAAACAACCAAUCGAGCUGGCAAGCUCCCAAGAACUGGGAAUCCCGCCCGGUCUGCGUGCUAGGAGGCGGUGUCCUAGGUCGACGUAUCGGAGCAUGCUUCGUCGCAGCAGGCCACACCGUUCGCAUCCGGGAUCCAUCUCAGAAAGCUCGAGACGAUGCCGCCGAAUACAUCAAGACCAACAUCUCUGCAUUCACAGCCUUAAGCCAACGGGAGAAGGGAAGUGUGGAGGCUGUUGAGGAUUUUGCAGCAGCUGUGAAGGACUGCUGGAUGGUGAUUGAGGCGGUGCCGGAGGUCCUCAAGAUUAAAGAGGAGACCUUUGCGGAUCUGGAGGAACAUGCCCCUGCCGACUGUCUGCUGGCGACGAACAGUAGUUCCUACAAGAGUGGUGAGAUGGUGGGCCAGAUCAAGGACGAGACCAAGAAAAGGGUGUUCAAUGCUCAUUUCAUGAUGCCGCCGGAGGCUGUCAUCGUCGAGCUCAUGACAUCUGGAUACACAGACCAGGGAUCAUUCCCAUUCCUGGAGGAGCGAUUCAAAGAAGCUGGUCUGCAUCCGAUUGUCGCCCUCAAGGAAUCCACCGGAUUCAUUUUCAACCGCAUUUGGGCUGCUAUCAAGCGUGAGGUGCUCUCAGUCCUAGCGGAAGGUGUGGCAACGCCAGAGACGAUUGACUCGAUGUGGCGAGAGCAGUACGGUAGUCCGGUUGGGCCUUGCACAAUGAUGGAUUCCGUUGGGUUGGACACAGUCGAGCAUAUUGAGCAACACUACAUUGACGACCGUAAGCUCCCCACUUACCAUCUUGACUGGCUCAAGGACAACUACAUUUCCGCCGGCAAGCUCGGAAACAAGAGCGACAAGGGCGGUCUCUACAAGCCCAAGGCAUCCGGCGAGGGAACCAAGUUAUUGCUGCUGAAUGUCGGUUUGGGUGAACCUCUCCGCGGCAAGUCUCAGAAAGACAUCAUGAACGCUGGCCAGGUCCUCUCAUUCAACGUCGAUGACCGUAAUGCUCGUCCAAUCGAGCUGGUCGGCAAGCUGGCUCUCCCAGAUGGUAUCUAUGUCUCCAAGAAGACCAACAGGAUAUACUGGACCAACAUGGGCACCGUAAAAGGCAACGGCGGAUCGAUCCAGUCUUCCAAGAUGGACGGCUCAGACGUUCAGUAUGUGCUCAAGCCCGGCGAGAUUCACACACCAAAGCAGAUGGUCAUCGAUCAGGAGACGGAUCAAAUCUACGUCUGUGAUCGUGAGGGUUUGCGAGUGAUGAGAUGCAACUUGGAUGGAAGCAACCUGGAGACUCUAUACCGAACCGGCAACUGGGAGACCGAGCAGGAGAAAGUUGACGAUGGAACGUACUGGCCUGUUGGUAUCUCCAUCUCGAAGAAGCUGGGCAAAUUCUUCUGGACGCAAAAGGGUCAUGCCAAAGCUGACGAAGGUCGCAUUUUCUCCGCCAAUCUGAGAAUGCCAGAGAAUGAGACUCCGGAUAACCGCUCGGAUGUUGAAGUCGUUAUGAAGGGUUUGCCGGAAUGUAUUGACCUGGAGAUGGACGACGAGAGCGGAGUGCUCUACUGGACGGACCGAGGAGAGAUUCCUUUCGGCAACACACUGAACAAGAAGCAGAUGAUCGGGCCAGCUCCAGAGGCCGAAGGACAGCUGGGUCGUCAGAUCAUUGCACAAGGCCUUGGAGAGGGCAUCGGUCUGUGCCUGCACAAGGAGAGGAAGUGUCUGUAUGUGACAGAUAUGGGAGGACACCUGUGGAAGUGCAGUGUCGAUGGAGGUCCGAAGGAGAAGCUGUACGAGGGAGCGACGCAUGCGUACACCGGUGUGACGUUCUAUCAGUAUUAG